Molecule: messenger RNA, 1454 nt
Organism: Amaranthus tricolor (Joseph's coat)
Lineage: Eukaryota; Viridiplantae; Streptophyta; Magnoliopsida; Caryophyllales; Amaranthaceae
Product: probable prolyl 4-hydroxylase 12
Exons: 6
Coding region: 291-1229 (312 amino acids)
Biological process (GO): peptidyl-proline hydroxylation to 4-hydroxy-L-proline
Cellular component (GO): endoplasmic reticulum
Molecular function (GO): L-ascorbic acid binding; iron ion binding; procollagen-proline 4-dioxygenase activity
Source: RefSeq, a predicted model, not a curated record
AAAUUUCAGGCGCAAUAUGGGAACUAGGGACGGGAUCCACUUCAAACCUGUCCCAUGAGCAUCCCUAGUGGGAACACAUGACACUCCCCUCCAUUUCAUAAUUCAUACUCAUCAAAUUCCGUAGUUCAUUCAUACUACUCCCAAUACUAAUAAGUAAUAACCAAACUCAUUUCUGGAUGAAUUCAAAUCACAAUUUCAACCACAUUAACUCAACUGUAAUUCCAAAAUUUAUCAUUCUUAAACCUUUCAAUUAAGUAACUCUCUCUCUAAUUCAAUCUUUCACACAGAUCAUGGCUUCCCUACUACAAAUUCUUCUUCUUUUUGCUUGUAUUAACAUUUUCUCGAGUUCUUCGGCUGAAAUAAGUCGAAAGGAAUUAAGAAGUAAAGAAACAAAACAAUCAAAUUUUAUACUAUAUGGCUCAGGCAAUCUAACUCCAUCAGCCAGGAUAGAUCCUUCAAAGGUUGUCCAGCUGUCUUGGCAACCAAGGGUCUUUGUUUACAAGGAUUUUCUCUCCGGAGAGGAGUGUGAUUAUCUAAUCGCUCUGGCACAUGGGCAGGUAGAAGAUUCUAACUCCGUGGUUAAUAACACCCAAGGACUGAGUGCACGAUCAUUAGCUUCUCUGGAUGUGAAAGAUGAAAUAGUUGCACAAAUAGAGGAAAAGAUUUCAGCAUGGACUCUUCUUCCUUUAGAAAAUAGCAGGUCAUUGCAUGUUCAGCGUUAUGAGAACGAAGAGGCCAAACAGAAAUAUGAUUAUUUUGGGAAUAGAUCGGCCUGGCAAGUUAGUGAACCGUUGAUGGCAACUGUUAUAUUGUAUCUUUCGGAUGUCCCUCGAGGUGGUGAGCUCUCUUUCCCAGAGUCACCGGUAAGUUCUAGACUGGAGACCAAAGUGUGGUCUUUCUCUACUAACUAUAAUAGUCUGCUUCGACCUAUCAAAGGUAAUGCUGUUCUGUUCUUCAAUGUCCACCCCAAUGCAUCUCCCGACAAGGAAAGCCGCCAUGAGAGAGAUCCCGUUUUUGAGGGUGAAUUAUGGUGUGCCACUAAAUUUUUCCACAUCCGAGCUAUAAAUACGAGACAUGUGCCAGCUGAAUCAGCGGAGAGCGAUUGUAGCGAUGAAGAUGAGAAUUGCCCACAAUGGGCUGCUCUCGGGGAAUGUGAAAAGAAUUCAGUAUUCAUGGUUGGUUCUCCUGAUUAUUAUGGAACCUGUAGGAAGAGUUGUAAUGUUUGCUGAUGAAUAGAAUCAUUGUGAUGAUGAUAGAAUUGUUCAUUUUAUACAAGGCUGAGCCCUGAGUGCAAAAUUUAAUGUCGAUCUAUUUCCCGUAUCAAAUGUUGAAAGUUUCGUUGACCUUUUGUGCUUUAUGAAAGAGAUCUAUAGCUGUACCAAUGUUCGUACGAGGUUAAAAAAAACUUGUAAUCAAGUUCACUUAAAUUUUAUGAUUUUAUUCUCUAUUGCCAA